Molecule: messenger RNA, 3333 nt
Organism: Sebastes umbrosus (honeycomb rockfish)
Lineage: Eukaryota; Metazoa; Chordata; Actinopteri; Perciformes; Sebastidae
Gene: slc1a7a
Product: solute carrier family 1 member 7a
Exons: 11
Coding region: 1-1743 (580 amino acids)
Biological process (GO): L-glutamate transmembrane transport
Cellular component (GO): plasma membrane
Molecular function (GO): glutamate:sodium symporter activity; neutral L-amino acid transmembrane transporter activity; L-glutamate transmembrane transporter activity
Source: RefSeq, a predicted model, not a curated record
AUGGCGGUGGCUCUGGAUGAAGUGUGGGGGCGGGUGAAGAAUGUCUGCAAGCAGAACGGACUGCUCAUCCUGUCCGUGCUGGCCGUGGUCAUUGGCUGCCUGCUUGGCUUCUUCCUCAGAGGCAAGCAGCUCUCCGAGCAGGAGGUGAAGUACUUCGGGUUUCCUGGAGAGCUGCUAAUGAGGAUGUUGAAAAUGUUGAUUUUGCCCCUCGUCGUAUCCAGUUUGAUGUCAGGACUGGCCGCCUUGGACGCCAAGUGCUCCAGUCGCCUGGGCAUCAUGACCAUCUCCUACUACCUCUGGACCACCUUUGUUGCCGUGGUAGUGGGCAUCGUCAUGGUGUACAUCAUCCACCCGGGUGGAGCCGCUCAGAAGGAGGACUCUGGGGAAAGCAAGAAGCCGAUGACCAGCUCUGCUGACGCUCUGCUGGAUCUCAUCCGCAACAUGUUUCCAGCCAACCUGGUUCAAGCUACUUUUCAACAGUAUCGAACCCAGAGAGUCCCCGAGCUCAUCCCCAAACCAACGGUGGCUCAGCUCCUGGACGAGAGCACCACACGCAGGAUCUACAUCUACGGCAUCCAGGACGACAACGGCACGGACAUCCAGAACUUCUCCCUGGAUCUCACGCCGCCGCCUGACGUCAUCAUGAAAACAUCGCCUGGCACCAGUGAAGGCAUGAAUGUGCUGGGAAUUGUAAUUUUUUCUGCUACCAUGGGCAUAAUGUUAGGAAGAAUGGGACCCAAUGGAAGCGCUUUGGUCAACUUCUGCCAGAGUGUGAAUGAGGCCGUUUUGAAGAUUGUCGCCAUUGUCAUCUGGUAUUUCCCCUUCGGGAUCGUGUUCCUGGUUGCCGGUAAGAUCUUGGAAAUGGACGACCCUUCAGCCAUGGGGAAGAAGCUGGGCUUUUACGCCAUCACGGUGGUAAUGGGCUUGGUGCUACACGGUUUAUUCAUCCUACCAGCCAUGUACUUCUUCAUCACUAAGAAGAGCCCCAUCGUCUACAUCAGAGGCAUUUUGCAGGCCUUGCUCAUCUCCUUGGCCACCUCCUCCAGCUCUGCCACUCUGCCUAUCACCUUCAAGUGCCUCCUUGAGAACAACCACAUCGACAGACGCAUCAUCCGCUUCGUGCUGCCUGUCGGGGCCACCAUCAACAUGGACGGCACCGCACUCUACGAGGCCGUGGCGGCCAUCUUCAUCGCCCAAGUGAAUAAUUAUGAGCUCGACUUUGGACAGAUCAUCACGAUCAGCAUCACGGCCACUGCAGCCAGUAUCGGUGCAGCGGGAAUCCCACAGGCUGGACUCGUAACCAUGGUGAUCGUGCUGACAUCUGUGGGUCUACCGACGGAUGACAUCACUCUCAUCAUUGCUGUUGAUUGGGCUUUGGAUCGAUUCAGGACCAUGGUCAAUGUGAUGGGUGACGCCCUGGCCACGGGCAUUAUGGCUCAUAUCUGCAGAAAAGAUUUUGUCAAAGAAGGGGAGCAGGUGCCUCUGAUUUGUGAAACUAAGCCCAUGAUAAGCAUCCAGCAGAUGAUGACCUACCAGAACCAGAAGAACGGCUGCUACCAGCCGCCCCCGCCGGGCAGCAAGCAGGACCACCGAGCCCCGGACGUGGCUCGCCUGAUGCAGCUGGAGGAGGGCAUCCGGCCGGAGAAGAGGAAACACGCUCACUCCUCUCACCACAAGAGAGGAGAGCACAGGGACAAGGACCACACUUCCAUUGAUAUGAACGGGCUGGAGACUAACGUAUAAAAAGCAGCUGCCCUGCCAGCAAGCUACUGGCACGUCCACAGCUGCAGGACUGGCAGGAGAGGAAGACAAAUUAAAGAUUGAGGUGACUAAGUUCACACGCUUUUCCCCUCCGAGAAGGAGAGCAGCCCAGGGUGGAUGAACGCAGAUGACCCUGGAGGAAAAAAAAAAGACGAUUUUUGUUUUUCUACAUAACCUAAAUAAUGACCCACAUUUGAUUGUGUAUGUUUGUGUGUGUGUACAUAUUUAUCAGAGAUGUAUUAUUUGGUACAAGCAGUGUGCUGCUCUCUAGCUGACAGACAUUUCAAACUGGAUCCUAAACAGGGUUUCACAAAGAUCCCAGCCAGAUCUGUGAGUCAGCCAAACUCAAAGGAGUGGAAAUGGAGAACAUAAUAUCAGAUAUAAUUAAAGGAACCUAUUCCUCUGUGGACUGUGGCACAAAAAAAAACAUCCAUACUUAUCUCUUUUUAUUGGUUAUGAUCUGGUUUGGCAUGUUUUUAGCAUAAUAUUGGUUGGGUUUUUGUAUCUUUCUUCUUUUUUUUUGUCAUUCUGAACUGUAUAAUGAAACUGAAAAUGAUGCCUGUUUGGAGCAUUCUUCCAAUAAAUUCACUGACUUAAUAACACGCACAACAAAGAGACAAAGUGGGACAAUACAAGAUAAUUCAGCUUUAACGAUAUGCAACAGUUUUGUUCAGAUUCAGGUAAAAAAAAUGUCUCUAAUUUGGGCUAAAAAAAACAAAAAAGGGAUUAUGUACGAUUUCUCAAAUGUUCUCAGCCACAUCUUUCCCUGCAAUUCUCUUCUCUGCCUUGUUGUCCUGACUCUAAGUGGGUACUCUGCCUCAUACCUGCAGUACUGCACGGUCAUUGCCAGAAUCAAGACAAAAAAGAUGAUGAAGGUCGCGAUGAAAACGAAGACGAGUGUUUGCCCUUGUGUCGAAGUCAUGUUAAGUUGUCUAUGCACCCCAUUGUAUUUCCUCUUUGCCUUAAACGACCAAAGGAGAAGCAUGCGGGACCACGUGCACUAUACGCCGAAAACAGCUGAGACAAAAACAACACAACAAGUCAACAAUCACAGGUCAAACUCUGUCCAUAUGUAUGUGAUAUAUGCUGUACAUGUAUGUAUUUUAAAAGUUUAAAAAAAAAUGUAGAUUUUACUACCAUGUCAGUAUGUUUCAAGAGCUGCCAUUCUGUAUUUGUAUAAAGUCACUGUAGUCCAAAAUUUAUAAAAAUGUAUCAAAAACGUCAAGAAAAUGAAAAAUAUAUGAAAAAUGUACAAAUAUUUUACUAUUGAAGUUAUUUUUAAUGGUUUUGGAAUAUGAAGUUUGAGUUAUAAGAACUGCAGGUGCAAUAAAGGUUCAAGUAUAUGACAUUUCAAGGAUUAAAAACUGCAAAAUUAACGCUUUAUUUAGAAAUCUAACAAGCCACAUAUUCUCUCUUAAAAGGCACACAUACCUGCAGGUGUUUAGUUAAUAACCUCAGCAAAUGUCAUGUUGAAACAUGAAUAAAUCUCAACGUAAACUAAAGUCAACGGAGCUGUUAAAUGAGGUAAAGAGAAGAGAUUUAUAAGAUAAGUCCUUGUUCAAGCUAAACCAA